AUGGAAAUGUUACCGCUAAUCUCGCUCGUUGUUGCAGCAGUGUGCAUAAUGCGAGCAAUAGUCUUGAUGAUCAAGAAUGCUGGCUCCACGUCGGCCAGCAGCACAAGAGCCGGCGGGGCGCCUCUCCCGCCGGGCCCGUCAACCCUCCCUCUGAUCGGCAGCAUUCACCACCUGGCCACCGGCGAGCUCCCGCACCACGCCAUCACUCGCCUCGGCCGCGAGCACGGCCCGGUGAUGUACCUGCAGAUGGGGCAGGUCGGCCUCGUCGUCGUCUCGUCCCGCGAGGCGGCCAGGGAGGUCAUGAAGGUGCAGGACGCAAACUUCGCCCACCGCCCGGAGCUAGCCGGGCCCAAGGUUCUGCUGUACGGCUGCGCCGACGUCGCCUUCUCCUCCGGCGGCCCCACCUGGCGCCGGCUGCGCAAGGUGUGCGUCGUCAAGCUCCUGUCCGCGAACCGGGUCAGGUCUUUCGCUCCCAUACGGAGGGAGGAGACACGUCGUCUCCUGGAGAGCAUCGCCGGACACUGUCCGGGCAAGGCCAUUGACCUCCGGGCCAUGGUCGAGGUCUUCAGCAGCGCCAUCGUGAGCAGGACGGCAUUGAGCGAGACGUUCGAGCACAGGGGCUCCAUCUUAAAGAAGGGCCUGGAGCUGGCGUCGGGGUUCAACCUGUCGGACCAUUUCCCGUCGUUGAGCUUCCUCAACGUUCUGAUGAGGCACCGGCUGCGACGGGUGCACCGUCAGGUCGACAAGCUGCUCGAAGACAUCAUUGCAGAGCGCAUGCGGCUUCGGCAGAAGAAGAUGAAGGAGAAGGACACAGCAGAGGUCAUGCUAGAUGUGCUUCUCGAUGCCAUGGAGCAUCCAGACACGGAUGUGCCCAUUACACACGACAACAUCAAAGCUGUCAUAAUGGAUAUGUUUGCCGGGGGCACAGAGACAUCAUCGUCAACGAUAGAGUGGGCGCUGGCAGAGCUGAUGAAGAACCCCAAGGAGAUGGCCAAAGUGCAGGACGAGGUGAGGACAAAAAUGGAAGCAGUGACAAGCUGGUGCGACAUCGGACAUCUCAGCUACCUCCGGCUUGUCGUCAAGGAGACGAUGCGGCUGCACAUGCCGGCACCUCUUCUAGUCCCCAGGGUCUGCAAGGAGCAGUGCCGUGUCGGUGGCUACAUGAUCCCGGCCGGCAGCAGGGUGGUCAUCAACGCAUGGGCCAUGGGCAGGGACCCGAGGUACUGGGAGGACGCUGAGGCGUUCCGUCCCGGGAGAUUCCUCGGCACAAGCGUCGACUUCAAGGGGGGCGACUUUGAGUUCCUGCCGUUCGGUGCCGGCCGGAGAAUGUGCCCAGGGAUAGAGUUUGGGCUCGCCGGCGUCGAGCUUUGCUUGGCUCAACUCCUUUUCUAUUUCGACUGGACGCUUCCCGGUGGCAUCGCGCCGGAAGACCUCGACAUGAGCGAGACAUCGGUCGGUGCUCUAUCGGUAGUCCGGAAGGAGCCACUUCGGUUGAUCCCCAGCAUACACGCUCCACUUCAUCUCAACUAUUGA
Messenger RNA from Triticum turgidum subsp. durum (durum wheat), 1533 nucleotides. Lineage: Eukaryota; Viridiplantae; Streptophyta; Magnoliopsida; Poales; Poaceae. The record is from the annotation of a GenBank genome assembly.